Brassica oleracea var. oleracea is the source of this 2967-nucleotide messenger RNA. Its product is annotated as receptor-like protein 12. The record is from RefSeq and is a predicted model, not a curated record. The transcript has a single exon. The coding region runs from base 43 to 2466 and encodes 807 amino acids. Lineage: Eukaryota; Viridiplantae; Streptophyta; Magnoliopsida; Brassicales; Brassicaceae. Gene Ontology annotation, molecular function: protein binding.
CUCCUUAUCUUUGCUUCAACAAACUUUAUCUUGACGACCAUAAUGUCGGCAAUGCGUCUACCUUUGAUUCUUCUCUUUGUACUCUUACGCUCUUGUAUCUUUGCUUCAAGCGUCUUCCUCAUAAAAAAUCCUGUUGAUGGUCUUGUUCCUUGUCACCCUCAGCACAUUCAAGCCCUUACACAGUUCAAGAACGAGUUUGAUUCCAGCGGUUGCAACCAAACUGACUACUUCAAUGGAGUCUGGUGCGAUAACACGACGGGAGAGGUCACGAGACUAAAACUACCAGAGGGCUGUCUCAGGGGAACUCUGAGUUCCAACAGCAGCCUCUUCAGUCUGGAUCACCUCAGAUACCUUGAUCUCUCUUACAACAACUUCAACUCCUCAGUUCCUUCUGAAAUCGGCAAUCUCAACAUAUUAGAGGUCUUGAUUCUUUCCUCUAAUGGCUUCAUAGGUCAAAUUCCUUCCUCAUUUAGCAACCUAAGUCAGCUAUUUUUUUUAGACCUUUCCCAUAACGAGCUCACUGGUGGUUUCCCACUUGUACAAAAUCAAACAAAACUCAACUAUUUAGACAUUUCCUAUAAUCACUUAUCCUCUAAAACUUUGUAUCCCAAAAGUAGCCUAUUCAUGUUGCAUCACCUUCGUUACCUUGAUCUCGCUUCCAACAACUUCAGUUUCUCAUCAAUCCCUUCUGAAUUUGGCAAUCUCUUUAGAUUAGAAGUCUUGUUUCUUUCCUCCACCGGCUUGACUGGCCAAGUUCCUUCCUCAUUUAGUAACCUAAGUCGGCUAACUAAGUUAUCCCUUGACCAUAACGAACUCACUGGUACCUUAGAGCCUAUCUCAAAGCUCACCACCCUCGACUUUCUCUGCCUAUCUUUCCUAAAAAUAAGCUACCCAUUUGACUUAAACCUCUUCUCUUCUCUCAAAUCUUUGUUGGUCCUAGAUUUUUCCGGUAAUAGUAUAUCACCAGAUAGUUUAAGUUCAGAUUCAGGCAUCCUGUUGAACUUGCAGAAACUGGACUUGUCGGGAUGUGGCAUCACUCAAUUCCCAAACUUCUUAAAAAACCUUCAUAACUUGGAGCUUAUAAACCUUUCCAACAAUAAUAUCAGUGGAAAAGUUCCCGAGUGGUUGUGGAAGCUUCCUCGUUUGAGCGCUUUGGCUCUUGUUAAUAACUCUUUCACAGGUUUUGAAGGUUCGGUGGAACUUUUAGUAAAUUCAUCGAUUAGCUUUUUAGAUUUGGCUUUAAACCAUUUUAAAGGACCAUUUCCAAAUCCACCACACUCCCUAAAAUCCUUAUCUGCAUGGAACAAUAGCUUCACAGGAAACAUACCUCUUUCAAUCUGCAACCGAAGCUCUCUUGAUCUUCUUGAUCUAUCCUACAACAAAUUCACCGGUUCAAUCCCUCCAUGUCUGAGUAACUUUCAAAGCUCUCUCAUUGCUGUGAACCUCCGGAAGAAUAACUUGGAGGGAAAUCUUCCAGACAUGUGCUAUGAUGGUGCCUUGCUUCGGACACUUGAUGUUGGUUACAAUCGACUAACGGGGAAACUUCCAAGAUCUCUCUUGAAUUGCUCCCGUUUAAGGUUUCUGAGUGUUGACAACAACAGAAUCAAGGACACGUUUCCUUUCUGGCUCAAGGCUUUGCCUUAUUUGCAAGCUCUUACCCUCCGUUCAAACGAAUUCUACGGCCCUAUAUCGCCUUCUGAUCAAGGUUCAUUUGCAUUCCCCGAGCUGCGCAUACUUGAAAUAGCAUAUAACAACUUUUCAGGGAGCUUGCCCCCAGAUUACUUCGUAAACUGGAAAGCAUCAUCGCUCGAUGAAGAUGGGAGGUUGUAUAUGGAAGACAACAGUUCUGCUUUAUAUGUCUAUCAAGAUACCAUAGACUUGCAAUACAAAGGUCUAAAGAUGGAGCAAGCGAAGAUACUUACUUCCUACUCAACCAUUGAUUUUUCUGGAAACAGACUUGAAGGACCGAUUCCUGAAUCUAUUGGUCUCUUGAAGAAACUGAUUGCACUCAACUUAUCCAACAACGCCUUCACAGGACAUAUCCCUCUAUCUUUGGCAAACGUGACGGAGCUCGAGUCACUUGAUCUAUCAAACAACCAACUCUCAGGGACUAUUCCUAAAGAACUCGAGAAGCUGUCAUUUCUUUCGUACAUAAGUGUAGCUCAUAACCAACUCAAAGGAGAAAUACCACAAGGAACACAAAUCACUAGCCAACCUAGAUCCUCCUUUGAAGGGAAUGCAGAGCUUUGUGAUUUUCCUCUCAAGGGAAGUUGCUUCCGGACUAUCGCACCACCAAUGCAACAACAAGAGCAAGACAAAGGAGAAGAAGUGUUGAACUGGAAAGCCGUAGCAAUAGGGUAUGGGCCUGGACUGUUGCUUGGUUUGUUACUAGGUCAAGUUAUGGCUUCAUACAGGCCGGAGUGGCUCAUCAAGAUAACAGGUCUGUAUAAAUUCAGAAACCGUUAGGACCAUUUUGCGUUUGAUCUUUAAACGCAUGUCAAUUCGCUGCUGGCCUUGCAAUGAAGUAGUUCCUCGGGAUUACUUUUUCUUUGUAUCCUAUUCCUAGCCCAAAGCAUUGUUGUUCUAUGUCAUAUAUUCCAUAACGUAAGAUAGCUAAAAUUUAUGUCGUAAUUAUAUGAACAUCUCUAUUUCUCAGGGUAUGUGUUGAUAAAUUGAUGUAUUUCUAUGCCACAAACAUAUGAGACACACACUUCAUCUCCGCAGUGAGUGGAGAGCUCAUAUAUAUGCUUUCUUGCAUUCAGUGUGCUUCUCUGUGUGGUAGAAUAGAGAAGCACAGGAAACAUACAAAGGAAUUGUCAAUGAUUUGGACCAUACACAAAUGUUCAGACUUUCUCAGAUAUUUGACUAUAUGUAACUCAAUUACAACUAAAAACCUUUUUUCCUAUGUUUUCAUCUUUUAAUACCAUCAUCUGUUAACAUAACAGAGAGAAAACAGAGCCAUGCUAU